GAUCAUCUGCUGUUUCCGGUGAGGCGAGGCAGAGACAGUCAGACAGACAGACUUCUGCUCGGUUUGAUAAAAACCGAAACCUGGUUAAACAUCAUACAAACCAAAGGAAACAACAAAGGGAACAAAAGGAGGAAGUUUUUUUACGGAAGGAAGAGGAUUUAUUUGAACUUCCGGUGAGGAACCGAGAGGAAAAACAAACCGCUUCGCCUCUUCAGGAUGUGAGAGAACUGCAGCAGAUAAACUUCUUCCUUCUCAGCCUCAAGAACAACAGACGAGACGCAGCGGACAAACAUGGCUCUGUUCUUCUCUGGAGCCGUCACAAGUUCCCCGAUAAAACGGCGGCUGCGUGGGAAUCACUCCUGCCACAGCCCGGACGUCUCCCUCCUGUCCCCCGACUCGUCGUACGUCUGCUACCCGUCUGCGCACGCCGGCGCCCCCUGCUGCUGCCGCCGCUCGCCGCGCCUCCUCACCAACGGUUACUAUGACGUCACAGAGGACAGCUUCUGCCUGGACGAGGACGGAAACGUGUCUCUGACCGACUGCAGGACCAGCGUGUCCUACAAGGAGAACCUGGUCAGAGUUUUCCGGCGCAGGCGGAAACCUCGCAGCGCUCUGGUUUCCCUGCUGAGCGGCGUUUCAGAGAGCUGCCAGUCAUGGCUGGACCAGAAGGUGUUCAGAGGCAUGCUGGGGACCGGACUCAGACAGGACCCGGACCCGGACCUGGACCUGGACCUGGACCCGGACCUGGACUGGGCCCGGGUCGGCCAGCAGGUGGCGUCUCCGUGUCGAUUGGAUGAGUCUCUGUGGGCGGGGCUAAACGCCGAUCUGGACGACAGACGAAGCUUCACCUACGAUCCCACCGAAACCCCGCCUCCUCCAGACAAAGAAGCCCCGCCUCCUCCUGAUGAAUUAGCCCCGCCUCCUGGGAAGAUGCUGAUCCAGGAGGAAAUCUGCUCUGAGAUCAGUCAGUCCACGCAGCGCUUCACCCAAUCACUGAGCGGCCUCUCUGAAGUCCCGCCCCCUCCGGCCUUCUACAGCUGCUGCCAGGUGGCACCUGAACCUCCAGGGCUGACGAUGAAGGCUCUCCUCAUCCUCAUCUUCAGCAUCUUCAUCAUCAGCGUCCUCUACUCAGGAUCAAACCAGAUGAUGAAGACGUUUCUUCCUUCCUGCAGCUCCUGCUGGUGGAGCGCCAUGGUAACGGCGGCCAUGUUGGCGACGAUCUCAGCCAUGAUGUUCGUGACAAAGUCGGGUCCGAUGGGCGAGUGGCGGAGAGCGAAGACGGAGGACAUCACAUCCAGGAACGAGUAGGAACCAGAACAGAACCAGGACCUGAACAGAACCAGAACCAGACAGGAUUCUGUAGAAACCUUCCUGCUGGUUUUUCCAUCAGUGUUUGAAUCCAGCUGGACAAAAAGGUGAAACUGGUUCUGAGCUCUGGAGGCUUUUAAAGCUAACCGGGUUUGAAUUCACAGAAAGAGAAACAAUCAUGGCUGACGAGAGAGAAAAGUCAUCAGGAAUCAAUAAUCAGUAAUCAAUAAUCUGACUUUUACCAGCAGAUGAAGAAUAAAAACUGCUGUUGGUUUUAAAAUGGCUGAAGGAGCUCAGAGUCGCAGAGAGAACCGUUCGGUUAGCUUAGCAUCGCAGAGAGCUGCAAAGCUUCACAUCAUGUUUAAAAUAUACAGAAAAAAAUCAUCAACUGGGAAUUUCUGUGGAA
This is a messenger RNA of Xiphophorus couchianus (Monterrey platyfish), 1714 nucleotides long. It is a transcript of the gene tmem71, whose product is annotated as transmembrane protein 71. The transcript is spliced from 11 exons. The coding region runs from base 292 to 1308 and encodes 338 amino acids. Lineage: Eukaryota; Metazoa; Chordata; Actinopteri; Cyprinodontiformes; Poeciliidae. The record is from RefSeq and is a predicted model, not a curated record.